UAUUGACUUUCCCGCAAGUUAAAGCAUUUAAAUGUAGAGGGAGGCAGAUGCUGCUGGCGACCGCAAAAAGGAGCGCACGUGUGGGUGGAAGGCUGGGGACGCAGGGACUUCUCAAUCUGCGCCUAUAGACAGACAGGCAGCCGAGGCAUCUUUGUUUGCCACUUUUUUAAAGAGAUGCGCGCAUCCUCUUUCCUCACACUCCGCACUCUUCUGGGACAAAAACUGUUCACCCAAAUCUAAAACCCAUCACUCUCCAAGAUCAGUAAAGAUGGAUUAAUUUCUACUUGGAAAAGUCUUGUUGAAUAACUGAAUGACAGAAGUGGAUUUGAUGGAGGAGCUGGGGUGACUGACGCUCUUUGCAGGACUUCUUUUUCUUUUGGAUGAAAACAUUUUCUCCUCUCUGUGGAGUGAACCAGCGUUGGAACUCUGAAUGUUCUGGACCGCUUAAAUGUCAUGGGUUUGGUUGUCAGUGCGCAUAAAGCAGGUUAAUUCAAACUAAACCCCCCAAACACCCAUCUGCAGGAUUUUUAUUUCUGAGGGCUUCCAGCGCCGAAUCAGAGGAGUAUUCAUGAAGCAAUAUUUGAACUAUUACAGGAUGAGGCUGAGAACAUCGAGGUUAGGUUAUCUGUUACUUCAAUUCGCGGCUCUUUGCUUUUACGCACAGGACACUGUGCAGUCAAGUCCUAAUUUCAAGCAGCAUGUAACGGAGCAAAGCCGGCUGUCGGACCGUAUGAGCCGCAGACUAACCAGAACCUACCAGCUGUACAGUAGAACCAGCGGGAAGCACGUCCAGGUCCUGGCCAACAAGCGGGUCAACGCCAACGGGGAGGACGGGGCAGUGCAUGCUAAGCUGGAGGUGGAGACAGAUUCCUUUGGGAGUCGAGUUCGUAUCAAAGGAGUGAAGACGGGAUACUAUAUAUGCAUGACCAAGAGAGGGAAGCUGAUUGGCAAGCGAAAAGGACGAGGGAAGGACUGCAUCUUCACAGAGAUUGUCUUGGAAAACAACUACACAGCACUUCAGAAUGCCAAAUACGAGGGCUGGUACAUGGCGUUCACACGCAAGGGUCGUCCAAGGAAGGCCUCCAAGACCAAGCAGCACCAGAGAGAAGCCCACUUCAUGAAGCGUCUACCUAGGGGACACUUACUAAGCGAUAGGAGGCCCUUCGAUGUCCUCCCGAUGCCUGUCCCAGGGCAGCCUUACAGCAGGCGGAAUAAACAUUCCCAUCAGCAGUGCUCCAGGGGACGCUGAAGAAGAACCACCCAGAGGAUCAAUUUUAGGAAAAAGCAGAGGUUGAACUCAAGUGACCACACACUUUCUUACGAUUUGCCUCAUUUCUGGACUUCUUAUGUAAUUCACGGUUACUGGGUUUUAUGUAAACUAUCUAAUCUGCUAGUUAUUUACAGACUUUAGCAAGUUUUAUUUUAUUUUCUUGGUUAUUAAAUCAGGGCAUUUUAUGUUCUGGUGAGCUCAACAAUAAUCUCAUGAAGAAUUAAAGUUAGCCAGCUCAGCAUUAAAGAAUGUUAAAAGUGAAGCUAGACUUGGCAGCUAUCUGUGGUUACAGCAUCCCUCAGUCUCAGUCAGUGCACUCGCUUGGAGAAUUAUGUAACCUGUUUUGUUUUUCUACAUAUAUGGAAAUAUUUUUACUGUAAAAAUGUAAAUUACAUCAAAUGAUGAAUAUAUUUAUUGUAGAGUGUAUAUUAA
Cyprinodon variegatus (sheepshead minnow) is the source of this 1702-nucleotide messenger RNA. It is a transcript of the gene fgf8b, whose product is annotated as fibroblast growth factor 8. Gene Ontology annotation, cellular component: cytoplasm. The record is from RefSeq and is a predicted model, not a curated record. The transcript has 5 exons. Gene Ontology annotation, molecular function: type 1 fibroblast growth factor receptor binding; growth factor activity; type 2 fibroblast growth factor receptor binding. Bases 569 to 1249 code for a protein of 226 amino acids. Lineage: Eukaryota; Metazoa; Chordata; Actinopteri; Cyprinodontiformes; Cyprinodontidae. Gene Ontology annotation, biological process: neuron differentiation; limb morphogenesis; positive regulation of cell population proliferation.